This is a messenger RNA of Camponotus floridanus (Florida carpenter ant), 2622 nucleotides long. RefSeq lists its product as uncharacterized. NCBI's taxonomy places the organism in Eukaryota, Metazoa, Arthropoda, Insecta, Hymenoptera, Formicidae. Gene Ontology annotation, molecular function: nucleic acid binding; zinc ion binding. The record is from RefSeq and is a predicted model, not a curated record. The transcript has a single exon. The coding region runs from base 1 to 2622 and encodes 873 amino acids.
AUGAUGGACGAAACUAAAGAAAAAGAACGUACCGGCCCAGGGGUUUCGGACCCCCAGGGCCCGGCGAGUGCGGGGGGUAUUGUCCCGGCCCCCUCCUCGUCGUCAUCCGACGUCGGGCCACCCCUGGUGUCUCAGGAGAGCACCAGGGGCGAAGAUACGAUCUCCUCUCUUCUAGGAAGAGGAUUGCGGAGACACCUCUCCGCCAACGAGCGACAGGACGUCGGGCGUUCCAGCCCACCAGCGGAUCCUGAGAGGGGUCCAGACCCAGAUCAACCGGGUCCGUCGGGUGUGAGGGCAGCGGCCCGGGAUUUCGAAUUUAGGAAACCCGGACCCUUGUCCUCAAAGAAGAAGAAGAAGGCCUGCAUCGCGGAGUCUUCCGAGGAGGAAUCGUCCGAUGGCAUGUCGGUUGACGGCGGCGGUGAUAUGACGCCGUUAUCCGACGUGUCAUCGGACACGAAUUACGCCCUGACUCAUGAGGGGCAUACGAAGAGAUCACGGGGUCGUCCACCUACCACGGGGGAGCACGUGGGGUCGAAAGCCCUCAAGGAUAAAAUUAAGUUCCUUGAGAAGGAGCUCACAGAGGUGCAGGCGGAGCGGGAUGUCCUUGCGGGACGCUUUGAAGUCAGCUUCGGGGCUACUGCGGGGGGGGCCUCCUCUGCUGCUGAUGUUGAGGAGCAGCUCGCCGGUGAAACGGUGAACUCCCUCGUCAGCAUUAUUGUAGACAACAUGGAGGCGGUUGAGCGUGUCGCGGAUCGGUCGGGCUCCUUGAAGGGCACUUUCAAGUAUAUGCUUCGACACGCUUCGCGGAACGCAGUGGCCGCCUCCAGAUUGCUUUUUUCCCGCGCGUUCACCCACGCGGAGAGUAAUCGCGAGGCUGGGGCCCUCGACAAAGCUCGAUGUGAGCUUUUAGCUGCGCGUCAGCUGGUCGAGGAGUCCCAGAACCGUAUCAGGAAGUUAGAGGGGGCGAUCGAGAUCCUUAAGGCCAGGGAGACCAUCCGGGCCUCCCGAGCAGAGCGAUCCCCGACUCCGCCCCGCCGAAUUUCGGCUGUGUUGUCGGAUUCGUGCGGGGAGCAUAUGGAAGUGGAGGAUUUACCCGGGGAACCGCCUCCCCGGGUGGACCCUCCAACACAGGGACCUCCGACUAUCGAGGCCUCCUCGGUUGACCCCUCCACUCCGCUCGAGAAUAUCGAGCGGAUGGUGGAGCGGGUCUUGGGUAGGAUGUUGCCCACCGUAUUGGAGGCUAUCGCCAGGCCCCCCGCCCCCUCGCGACUGUACAGCGAGGUGGUGGGGAGCAAGGCGAAAAAGGAUGCGGCUCCCGCUGCGCCCACGAAGGACGCUUCCUCCUCCUCUUUCCCCCCUGUUCAGGGGGAGAAGGGGAGGAAGAAGAAGAAGAGUAAGAAGAAGAAGGGUCCCACGGUCAACCCGGACCCACCUGGGGGACAGCCUCCCCCGCCGAAGGGGGAUGCGGUCAAGCGCAAGCCUCAGGCAAAGAAGAGGAAGUCUCCUGUUGGGGUGGUCCGGGAGCCUCGGACAGCGGCCGUCUUGGUGACGAUCGCGCCGGACUCCGGGAUCACCUCAGGGGAGAUGCUGAGGAAGUCUAGGGCCCUGAUAAGUGUGUACCCCGAAAUGGAAACGGCCCGAUUGAAGAAGACGCAGGCCGGUGGCACUCUCCUCCAGUUUGCUGGAGCGGAGGGCCACCGGGUUGCCGACCGGGUGGCCUCAGCUAUGAGGCAGAUCGCGGAAGAGGCUCGGGGUGUCCGGGUCACCCGGCCCAUGAAGCGCGCUGAAUUGCGCCUUCGUGGGCUGGAUGACUCGGUCACCAAAGAGGAGAUGGUCGACGCCGUCGCGGGGAUGGCUGGCUGCCGCGCCGGGGACCUCUCUGUCGGGGAGAUCUCACGACUCCCCAACAGAUUGGGCUCGGUGUGGCUUCGCUGUCCCGUGGCGGUGUCGAAUAAAAUCCUUGAGGAGGGGAUGCCCCGCGUCGGGCUGGUCAGGCCUGUGGCAGUGCCACUGCCGGCCCGCCCGAUGCGAUGCUUCCGGUGUCUCGAGGUGGGACACGGUGUCGCCCUUUGUAAGGGCAUGGACAGGAGUGGCCGCUGCCAUCGUUGCGGCGACCGCUCCCACGAGGCUCGAGCCUGCUCGGCGGCGAGGCCGAAGUGUCCGCUUUGUGCGGACUUUGGCCUCCCUGCCGAGCAUUCCCUCGGGGCGACUGCUUGCGUGGCUAGCGAGCGUGUCGCCCGGCGGAGGAAGGCCAAGAUCAAGGCCAAAGCCCGGGAGACUCUGUCCUCCAAGGAGGACAGGCCCCCGGCGGAGUCCGGCGAUGGGAGUAGGAGGGGCCCCCAUGGGGCGAAACCCUCCAAAACCAUUGCCCCAGCAGGGCCUGCGGAGGGGGGGGGAGACACCCAGGAGGGUCCUCCCCUUGCCCCACCGGAAAAAGGCUCCACCGAAGUCGUGGGGGGUCGUACGACUAGGUCCUCGGUGAAGAGGACCGUGUCGGAGCGUUCCCCCCCCGCCCAGCGUGGCCAGGAGUUGGCCGAGGGGCCUCAAGCGGAGUCCCCAUCCGCGCCCCCGGCACCGCCGAAGAAGAGGCGGGACCGGAGGGAACGAUUCAAAACACGUUGA